Cucumis sativus (cucumber) is the source of this 2843-nucleotide messenger RNA. It is a transcript of the gene STS, whose product is annotated as steroid sulfatase (microsomal), isozyme S. NCBI's taxonomy places the organism in Eukaryota, Viridiplantae, Streptophyta, Magnoliopsida, Cucurbitales, Cucurbitaceae. The record is from RefSeq and is marked provisional.
GUUUGUCUUUCAUUGAAAUUUGUUAGAAAGCUUCCAAAUUUCUGAGUGACUAGAGAUUUAUUUCUCCUUGUUUAUCUUAUUUCCAAGUUCUUUGUCAACCAUCUGCCAUGGCACCUCCAAAUGACCCAGCUGCCUUAAACGCUUCUGUUCUGAAAUCUGAUGGUUUGGAAAAUCUUAUUGAUUUUUCAGAUGGGAAGAUCAGUGUUAAAGGAGUUCCAGUGCUGUCCGAAGUCCCAACCAAUGUCUUUUUCAGUCCUUUCUCUUCGAUAAGCCAAUCCUCUGAUGCACCACUUCCUUUGCUCCAACGUGUGCAUAGUCUGUCCUAUAAGGGCGGAUUUCUUGGUUUCGACCAAACACAGCCUUCUGAUAGGCUGACGAAUUCUUUGGGAAAAUUCAAGGGUAGGGAGUUUGUGAGUGUUUUCAGGUUCAAAACAUGGUGGUCGACCAUGUGGGUUGGGAAUUCUGGGUCGGAUUUACAAAUGGAAACUCAAUGGGUCAUGCUAAAUAUCCCUGAAAUAAAGUCAUAUGUCGUUAUCAUUCCCAUUAUUGAAGGAAGUUUCAGGUCUGCCAUGCAUCCUGGGACUGAUGGGCAAGUCUUGAUUUGUGCUGAAAGUGGCUCAACUCAUGUGAAAACAUCGAGUUUUGAUGCCAUAGCCUACGUUCAUGUGUCUGAUAACCCCUACAGGUUAAUGAAAGAGGCCUAUGCUGCUGUUAGAGUCCAUUUGAAUACUUUUAGACUCUUGGAAGAGAAGCCUGUCACACAUCUGGUGGACAAAUUCGGUUGGUGCACCUGGGAUGCUUUUUACUUAACAGUAGACCCUGUUGGAAUUUGGAAUGGGGUUAGUGAUUUUGUUGAAGGUGGUAUCUCGCCAAGGUUUCUCAUCAUUGAUGAUGGAUGGCAAAGUAUCAAUUUGGAUGGUGAAGACCCGACUCGUGAUGCAAAAAAUCUUGUUCUGGGUGGAACUCAAAUGACUGCUAGGCUCUAUAGAUUUGAUGAGUGUGAAAAGUUCAGAAAGUACAAAGGUGGAUCUUUGACGGGUCCAAAUGCUCCGUCGUUUGAUCCAAAAAAGCCAAAGUUGUUGAUCGCGAAGGCAAUCGAGAUUGAGCAUGCUGAGAAAGAAAGAGACAAGGCCAUUGGCUCAGGAGUCACUAAUGUCUCUAAGUUUGAGACCAAAAUUCAGAAGCUAAAGGAAGAGUUGCAUGGGAUUUUUGGGAAAGAAGAAGAAGAAGAAAGUAGUGCCAUAAACAAAGGUUGUACAAGCUGUUCUUGCAAGGCAGAUAACUCUGGAAUGAAGGCCUUCACUAGGGACUUAAGAACAAAAUUCAAAGGUUUGGACGAUAUCUUCGUUUGGCAUGCUCUGGCUGGUGCUUGGGGUGGUGUAAGGCCUGGUGCUACCCAUCUGAAUUCCAAGAUAGUUCCCUGCAAGCUCUCUCCUGGGCUCGAUGGCACAAUGACUGAUCUUGCUGUUGUGAAGAUCAUCGAAGGAAGCAUUGGACUCGUUCAUCCUGAUCAAGCUGACGACUUCUUCGAUUCCAUGCAUUCUUAUCUUUCUAAAGUUGGGAUUACAGGAGUGAAAGUUGAUGUGAUGCACACUCUAGAAUAUGUCUCAGAAGAAUAUGGAGGAAGAGUUGAUCUUGCAAAAGCCUAUUAUAAGGGUCUGACCAACUCUCUUCUUAAGAACUUCAAAGGGACUGGCCUUUUCUCUAGUAUGCAACAAUGCAAUGAUUUCUUCUACCUUGGCACAAAGCAAAACUCCAUAGGAAGAGUUGGCGAUGAUUUUUGGUUUCAAGAUCCAAAUGGUGAUCCCAUGGGUGUUUACUGGUUACAAGGUGUCCAUAUGAUCCACUGUGCAUACAACAGCAUGUGGAUGGGGCAAAUCAUACAGCCUGAUUGGGACAUGUUCCAAUCAGACCAUCUAUGUGCAAAAUUCCAUGCAGGAUCAAGAGCCAUCUGUGGAGGUCCUGUGUAUGUGAGUGAUUCAGUGGGCGGCCACAAUUUUGAUCUCAUAAAGCAGCUCGUGUAUCCUGAUGGAACUAUUCCUAGAUGCCAACAUUUUGCCCUCCCCACUAGAGACUGCCUCUUCAAGAACCCAUUAUUUGACAACAAAACUGUUCUAAAGAUCUGGAACCUUAACAAGUAUGGAGGUGUAAUUGGGACUUUCAACUGCCAAGGAGCAGGGUGGGACCCAAAAGAACAAAGAAUCAAGGGACAUCCCGAAUGCUACAAACCAAUGUCCACAACAGUGCACGUCAAUGAUAUAGAAUGGGACCAAAAACCAGAAGCAGCCCCAAUGGGGAAUUUCGUCGAAUACAUUGUGUACCUGAACCAAGCUGAACAAAUUCUCCACACGACCCCAAAAUCCGAACCGCUAAAAGCGACCAUUCAACCAUCUACAUUCGAACUCUUCAACUUCAUACCGCUAAGAAAGCUAGGUUCCAACAUCAAAUUCGCUCCCAUUGGCCUGACGAACAUGUUCAACUGUUCAGGAACCAUUCAGCAUUUGAAGUAUAACGAAAAUGGAGUAGAAUUGAAAGUGAAAGGAGGAGGAAAUUUCUUGGCUUACUCAAGUGGGUCACCGAAGAAAUGCGUCUCCAAUGGAAUUGAAGUGGAAUUUGAAUGGAAAUCCGAUGGAAAGCUGAGUUUUGAUCUUCAUUGGAUUGAAGAAGCUGGUGGAGUUUCUAAUUUGGAUAUUUUCUUUUGAGAGAGAGAGAGAGAGAGAAAAAAAAAUGAAUAUCUAAGUUGAAAUUUUAUUUAAUUUCAUGCAUUUUGUUGUGUUGUGUUAAGUGACAUGUGUGCUAAGGAAUAGCCAUGUCAAUUAAAUAAAAAGCUUUUAUCAUUAUUA